Molecule: messenger RNA, 4797 nt
Organism: Capra hircus (goat)
Lineage: Eukaryota; Metazoa; Chordata; Mammalia; Artiodactyla; Bovidae
Gene: ZNF322
Product: zinc finger protein 322
Exons: 4
Coding region: 625-1833 (402 amino acids)
Biological process (GO): regulation of transcription by RNA polymerase II
Molecular function (GO): DNA-binding transcription factor activity, RNA polymerase II-specific; RNA polymerase II cis-regulatory region sequence-specific DNA binding
Source: RefSeq, a predicted model, not a curated record
GCUGCGCCGGCCGCUUCCCAGCCAGGCUGAAAGGGCUCGGGAAGCUAGCUGGCCUUGUUGGCCCUUAAAUCGCACACUGGAUGCCCUGGCCCCAGCUACCCUCGCCCAGCUGCGCAAAGAAGGAUGCUCCUGGCUCUCGUCGGCCUCCCAGGUUUGCUUUCCUUCUUUUCCCGAAGGUGGGCCCUUAGGUUCACCGUCCGAAGCCUGCGGCCGCAGGGAAAGCCAAACCCCGAGUGUCCGGAGAGUAACCGGAAGUGCCCUCCCAGGCAGAGGGGCGGCGCCGGCUGCAGCCGGGGAGAGGGAAGAAUUGAGUAUCGUUAGUAACUAUGGACUGGAGAUCUUUUGGAGCCAAAAGGAAGACAGUCUUGAGUCUUUCUUGUUAUGGUGACAGAGGAGGGGGUUUGAAUAUAUGAGGUCAAACAUGAAAUGAUCAUUGAAAAGAGGUUGUAAAUACCACAUAAAGAACGAGUGCAUGUGAUGCUGGAAACUUGUAAAGAGAAACUGCUCAUGACUGAAAGGCCUAAGACAGAUGUAUCUUUCAAGUUCUUAUCAAGAAAAUGACUAUGAAGAAAAUGAUGGGUCAGGAAGACCAGUGGAAAACUCCCUAGGAGAGAGCCAUAGAAAAUGUACACUUCAGAAGAGAGAUAUAAUCAGAGAACUCAAAAAAGGAAAAUAUAUCAUGUAUGCCCUCAGAAGGGUAAAAAGAUUUUUAUUCAUGUGCAUGAGAUUACUCAAAUAGAUGAUCAGAUAUACCAGUGCCUUGAAUGUGAACAAACCUUUUGUGAAAACUUAGCUCUUAUUAUGUGUGAGAGAACCCAUACUGGGGAGAAACCUUAUAGAUGUGAUAUGUGUGAGAAAACCUUCAUCCAAAGCUCAGAUCUUAUUUCUCAUCAGAGGAUCCACAGUUAUGAGAAACCUUAUAAAUGUAGCAAAUGUGAGAAGAGCUUUUGGCACCACUUAGCCCUUUCAGGACACCAGAGAACGCAUGCAGGUAAAAAAUUCUAUACAUGUGAUAUCUGUGGCAAGAAUUUUGGUCAGAGCUCUGAUCUGCUUGUCCACCAGCGAAGCCAUACAGGCGAGAAACCGUAUCUGUGUAGUGAGUGUGAUAAAUGCUUCAGCCGAAGUACAAACCUCAUAAGGCACCGAAGAACUCAUACAGGUGAGAAACCGUUUAAGUGUCUGGAGUGUGAAAAAGCUUUUAGUGGGAAAUCCGAUCUUAUUAGCCACCAGAGAACUCACACUGGUGAAAGACCCUACAAAUGUAAUAAGUGUGAGAAAAGUUACAGACACCGGUCAGCCUUCAUUGUUCAUAAAAGAGUACAUACUGGGGAGAAGCCCUAUAAGUGUGGUGCCUGUGAGAAAUGCUUUGGCCAGAAAUCCGACCUUAUUGUACACCAGAGAGUCCACACAGGUGAGAAGCCGUAUAAAUGCUUGGAAUGUAUGAGAAGUUUUACCCGGAGUGCCAACCUCAUCAGGCACCAGGCAACUCACACUCACACUUUUAAAUGCCUUGAAUAUGAGAAGAGCUUCAGCUGUAGUUCAGACCUUAUUGUGCAUCAAAGAAUUCACAUGGAAGAGAAACCACAUCAGUGGUCUGCGUGUGAGAGUGGCUUCCUCUUAGGCAUGGACUUUGUUGCCCAACAGAAAAUGAGAACUCAGACAGAGGAGCUGCAUUAUAAAUACAGUGUCUGUGAUAAAAGCUUUCAUCAGAGCUCAGCCCUUCUUCAACAUCAGACAAUCCACAUUGGUGAAAAACCAUAUAUCUGUAAUGUGGCUGAGAAAGGUCUUGAGCUCAGCCCUCCCCAUGUAUCAGAAGCCUCACAGAUAUCUUGACCAGACAAGAAGUUGUUAUACCAUAAAAAAAAAAAAAAAGGAUGUAUUUACAAUGUAAGAGAACUCACUUAAGAUGGAGAACUCAAAGCAAAUCUCAGACUUUCCUCAGAGCUCAGACUUUAUUGGGGACCAGAAAAUCUGUAGUUGUAGGAACUUGAGAAUUGGUUUGACCAGAGAGCUGUCUUUACAGAACCAUAUCAAUCACUCCAGUGAGAAACCUUACAGAUGCCCUGAGUUUUUGGAAAACCUCAGUCCAAGCUCAUGUCUGAUCAUCCACAAGAGGAUUUAUAUAGGUGGGAAACUUAUAAGUUCGGUGAAUGUGAGAAAGCUCUCUAGCAGUGCUCACCUCUCCUCAUUCCAAGAUAAUUCAGAUCAGAGGAUGAUAUUUUUUUAAUGCCCUGUGAAACAGUGCUUCAGACAGUAUGCACGCCUCAUUGGAUGUCAGAAAGCCCCACUGGAAAGACCCCAACAGUAGUGAAAAAAGCCUCUUAACGUAACUGUGACUAUUACCUAUCAUAAGAGAAGCCAUACAGGUGAAAAUUUGUGUAUUUGCCUUGAAUGUGGCAAAAGCAUUAAGUGGAGAGCCUUCUUGGGUUUGCAAACCCCUCCCCCCCAAAAAAAUCUGAUGAAGGACCUUAUGAAUUCUCUGAAUGAGAAAAACUUCUGUCAAUGAUCAGUUCUUGUACACCAGGAAACUUGUAUAAGUGAAAGACCCUAUAAAUAACCCUAAGUCUGGGGGAAAAAAAAUCCUUGCAGGAAAUCUCUACCUUAUUGGGCCCCAAAGAAACUACUCUGGAGAGCAUUUUGUAGACCUCUAUAGAGGUCUCACUGUGGACUGUGUACAUUGAAUAGGUAUGAGAACUGUUCUCAUAGUUAGUUGACCCCUGUAGUAGAGGUGAAUUUUAAUGGAGUCGACAUGCAAACCAUUUUGUUUAGAUACCCAGAAACUUGUUCUGGGAAGAGCUAGGGCAGGUCAGAGUAGGCCUGAUGGGUAACUCAGGUAAAGAUGCUUUUCUUUUAUCUGAACCACUGAAUGAUUGCUUUACUUUCAGUUUUUAAAAUUUGGAACUCCAAUAAAAGAAAGGACUGUAAUUGAGAUAGAAAGUGUGGCAUGUGUUACUGUUGGGGAAAGAAGUACAUUGACUUUGCCUCUGUUGAUUUUCUAAUUCUCGGGUAGAAUGGGGACUACUAGUGUGUUGAUACCAGCAUGGGAACCUUCUGCUGGUUGUGAAAAGAACUAAACAACUAGGGAAUAGUUAUCCUAGAUCAAAACACUCCCCAGAAUUUCCCCUUUGGAGGACCAACCUCAUAAGAAGGCAGAAUGCUCAGCAUUUUACUUGAUGUGAAUUGCGGCAUACCUUCAGUCCUCGCCCUAAAAUGUCUUUUGGAUUAUUACUGGUAUUCCCAAUUUCAGCUUUAGAGAUUUGUUUGUUAUCAACCCAGAAGUGCAAAUUCCAGGAUGAUCAUUAUGAUUUUGCUAGUUGCCAUAUUUUUGUAACUUCAUUUAUCAUGUUUCUUUCAAUGGUAAGAUAUACUCAGUCAACUCCCUGCAAAGUGUUUAAGGGAAGGCUGACAUAAAGACUCAAGUCAGAGUCAGCACAGAGUAAAAUGCAUACUGAUGCGUUAUUAGUGGAGAAAUGACUGAUUUUUAAGAAUCCUGACUGAAAAGCUGGUAGUGUUUUUUUUUUUCCCCCACUCCAUCAUCCUGUUUAUAGCAAAUCCAAGCCUCAUGAUGAUAUACCUUUCAUUUAUUUUGGUCUGCCAAGGAAAGAGAAUACUCUUUUAUUUCUGGGGAAAAGUCACCACAAUAUAAGGUGUACAUUUGGCUUGUAAAGUAGGAUUCUAAAUGCUAGAAGGGAAAAGAAGUUGGCAUUCAUCAGAGGUUUCAGGAUAAGCACUUAUCUCCAAUUUAGUAGAAUUAUGAUUACCUUUAACAUUCUCCAGAAACACUAAUUAAUCCAGGGAUCUAUAAAUGCAUGCUUGUGAGGUUUUUUCCCCCCUUCCCUCAGAUUAAAAGACCUUUAAUAGAAAUACUUAAGAGUCCUACAGUAUUUGGGACUGUAGACUGGUGAAUAAAUAUUUGCAGUCCUCUGAUUUAUCUUAGCAGAUCCUGAACUCUAGGCAGCAUUGGUGUUUGGACUCAUGGGGGUGGCCAGCUGCUACACUGCCACCUUGUGUAUGGCUCCAAGCUUUGAUCCUAAUGACAGGUUGGUGACCUUGAUAAUCUUAGGGUCAGAGGAUAUAACUCAUAGUGAUAAGGAAUUUGAUUCUAGGCUGUUUUUUUUCUUUGAGAAAACAGAUCCUGGAAGUUUAUUUGAUCUGAUGUGUUUUAGUAAUUUUCAUUAGCUCUUAAACCAUGAAGACUUGCUCAGUGUGAUAAAACACACAAGAUGUAUUUGUUUCUUUUUGAUGAAAAUCAUGCCUGUCACUAGUACAUGUUUGACAGUUGUAAUUCUUAAAAUAGUAUUGGAUGUAUGGCUUGGUGGUGAUGAAAAUUAGUCCUUAUGGCUACUUGUUGGUCACUAGAACUUGGAGAAGGACACCGUUGUAACUUUGGUGGGGCACUGACCUGCCCCUUUCAACUAAUCUUACUGGUAAUUGUCUCUAGUCUUUAAGUAAAUUAAGGAUGGACCAUCCCUCAACCAAAACUUUGAGGGUAUGAAAUAGGUCUGAGGGUUUUUAACCAUGGGGGAAAAAGGGUGUUGGUAUUACUCAUAUAGAAUAACCUGAGGUUGGAGAGGACCACUUGGGAGCCUAUAACCAAAACUAGAAGGUAACUUCUGGAAUGGAGGGAGGUUCUCUUGAGAGAGUGCCAACCUAAAUCUACCUCAGGUAAGUAGUUAGAGGAACUUUAUCAAGAUUUCAGACCAAACAAGACACUUGUACUCAGUCACUGUAUUCCUAUGCUUUAAUGUUUUUGUUUUCCCUUAAUUCUUAAAUAAAAACAUUGUUCUGAAAACUCCA